AUGAAGGUGCUCCCCGCUCCGGGCCUGGCUCUGCUGCUCCUCACGGCCCUUGAGCUGUCUGCUACCGCCCCCUCCCUGUCUGCAGCCACCCCCGGGACCUCACGGAACAACUACCACCUUGCACAGGCCUAUCUUGACAAGUAUUACACCAGGGAGGCAGGGCCCCAGGUCGGCGAGAUGGGGGCGGCAGGAGGCAGAGCCCUGGUCAAGAAGAUCAAGGAGCUGCAGGCCUUCUUCGGCCUCCGAGUCACCGGGAAGCUGGACCGGCCCACGAUGGACGUCAUCAAGAGGCCUCGCUGCGGAGUUCCCGACGUGGCAAACUAUCGCCUCUUCCCAGGUGAACCCAAAUGGAAAAAAAAUUCUUUGACAUACAGAAUAUCCAAAUACACGCCUUCCAUGCCCUCGGCAGAGGUGGACAAAGCCGUGGAGAUGGCCUUGCAGGCCUGGAGCAGCGCCGUGCCUCUGAGUUUCGUCAGGGUGAACGCGGGCGAGGCCGACAUCAUGAUAUCGUUUGAAACUGGAGAUCACGGGGAUUCCUAUCCGUUCGAUGGCCCUCGGGGGACUCUCGCUCACGCGUUUGCACCUGGGGAAGGCCUGGGAGGCGAUACCCAUUUCGACAAUGCUGAGAAGUGGACUAUGGGAAUGAAUGGUUUCAACUUAUUCACCGUGGCUGCCCACGAAUUUGGCCACGCCCUGGGCCUGGCCCACUCCACAGACCCGUCAGCACUAAUGUACCCGACGUAUAAGUACCAGCAUCCCUACGGGUUCCACCUGCCCAAGGACGACGUGAAAGGGAUCCAGGCCUUGUACGGACCCCGGAAAACAUUCCUGGGAAAGCCCACCAUGCCCCACGCACCCCCUCAAAGUCCAUCCAACCCUGACCUCUGCGACUCCAGCUCCUCCUUCGAUGCCGUGACAAUGCUGGGAAAGGAGCUCCUGCUUUUCCGGGACCGGAUCUUCUGGCGUCGGCAAGUUCACGUGAGGGCGGGGAUCCGGCCCAGCACCAUUACCAGCUCCUUCCCUCAGCUUAUGUCCAACGUGGACGCAGCUUACGAAGUGGCCGACAGGGGCACCGCUUACUUCUUCAAAGGCCCCCACUACUGGAUAACAAGAGGCUUCCAGAUGCAGGGUCCUCCUCGAACUAUUUAUGAUUUUGGCUUCCCGAGGUAUGUGCAGCGGAUAGAUGCCGCCGUCUACCUCAAGGACGUGCAGAAGACCCUUUUCUUUGUGGGAGAUGAAUACUACAGCUACGAUGAGCGAAAACGGAAGAUGGAGAAGGACUACCCAAAGAACACGGAGGAGGAAUUCUCGGGGGUCAAUGGCCAAAUUGACGCCGCUGUGGAACUGAACGGCUACAUUUACUUCUUUUCAGGACCCAAAGCAUACAAGUAUGAUACAGAGAAGGAGGACGUGGUCAGUGUGCUGAAAUCCAGCUCCUGGAUCGGCUGCUAA
Molecule: messenger RNA, 1452 nt
Organism: Neogale vison (American mink)
Lineage: Eukaryota; Metazoa; Chordata; Mammalia; Carnivora; Mustelidae
Gene: MMP20
Product: matrix metallopeptidase 20
Exons: 10
Coding region: 1-1452 (483 amino acids)
Biological process (GO): collagen catabolic process; amelogenesis; proteolysis
Cellular component (GO): extracellular matrix
Molecular function (GO): metalloendopeptidase activity; zinc ion binding
Source: RefSeq, a predicted model, not a curated record